GGAAGGGACAGGAGCGGGCAGAGAGGGCUGCCUGGGGCUGAGCGCCGGGGGCCAGGCCGGCCGAGGAAGCCCAGCGAGUAUAAAUAGCCAGCGGCCGCCCGGCAGAGGGGACUGGCACGGUGCGCUCUGCAGGCACCUGGCCACGCGGCAGGCUGACCCACUCCCCUGGCCGGCGCCGCGUCCCUGGAUGCCCUCCCCGCCAGCCAUGCUGCUGCGCGGCCUCCUCCUCCUGGCGGCCACCGUGACUGCAGCCCAGAAGAGGGGACUGGAGGCGGGCGGGCCACGCCAGGUGCAGCUGAUCCAGCACGGCCAGUGCAGCUACACCUUCGUGCUGCCCGAGUCGCGGCCCUGCCCGCCGGCCCCGCCCGAGGCCCCCGGGAGCUCCAACAGCCUGCAGAGGGACUUGCCGGCCACGGAGAGCCUGGGCGCGUGGCGAGCCCAGCGGGUGCGGCAGCUGGAGAAGGCGCUGGAGAACAACACGCUGAGGCUGCAGAGGCUAGAGAGGUACAUCCAGAUGAAUUUGAGGGCCAGGCUGGCGCGGGCCCAGCAGCACGUGGUCCAGAACCAAACGGCCACCAUGCUGGAGCUGGGCUCCAACCUCCUGAACCAGACCACGGCCCAGACCUACAACGUGGAAGCCAAGGUCCUGAACCAGACGUCGCGCAUGGAGAUCCAGAUGCUGGAGACCUCGCUGUCCACCAACAAGCUGGAGAAGCAGCUGCUGCUGCAGAGCGACGAGCUACACCGCCUGCAGGGCCGCAGCAGCGCGCUGGAGACGCGAUUGCAGGCCCUGGAGACGCAGCAGCAGGAGGAUCUGGCCAGCCUCCGCGAGGAGAAGGAGCAGUUGCAGCGCCUGCUGGGCAGCCACAGCGGCGCCCUGGCCGGCCUGGAGCGCAGCCUGCGCAUCGCCAGCAGCAACUCCAGUCUCCUGCAGCACCAGCAGCGCCAGCUGCUGGAGUCCAUGCAGCGCCUGGUGCACGUGAUGGCGCAGGGCCCGGGUGAGCGAGCCGCCCCCAUGAGGGCCGCUGGGCAGGUGUUCCAGGACUGUGCCGAGAUCCACCGCUUCGGAGCUACAGUCAGCGGCGUCUACACCAUCCACGUGGCCAACAUGUCGGAGCCCAAGAAGGUGUUCUGUGACAUGGAGACCAACGGAGGCGGGUGGACCAUCAUCCAGCGCCGUAUGAAUGGCAGUGAGAAUUUCCAGCGGGGCUGGAAGGAGUACAAAGAGGGUUUCGGAGACCCCGCCGGGGAAUACUGGCUAGGCAACGAGGCCAUACACCAGCUCACCAGCAGGGGGACCUACUCUCUGCGUGUGGAGCUUGAAGACUGGGAAGACCAUGAGACCUAUGCCCAGUACGAGCGUUUCCAGCUGGGCAGCGAGGCACAGCUGUACAGCCUUUCCCUGACUGGGUACAACGGCUCAGCGGGGCGCCAGACCAGCCUGCGCCUGCAGGGCACCAACUUCAGCACCCGGGACGCAGACAACGACAACUGCCUCUGCAAGUGUGCCCACCUGAUGUCGGGAGGGUGGUGGUUUGACGCCUGCGGCGUCUCCAACCUCAACGGCGUCUACUACGAGGACGGCCAGCACGUGCGCAGGAUGAACGGCAUCCGCUGGCACUACUUCCGCGGCCCCAGCUACUCCCUGCGGGCCACCCGCAUGAUGAUCCGGCCCGUGGGCGCCUAAGAGCGGCCGCACCCGACGCUGGAGCACACAGGAGGGGCCGGCGUGGACCCAGCGAGGGACACAGAGCCCGGGGCUUCUCCCCCGUACCCGGAUCUCCUGAGCCGGGCCUCUGGCCCCAGAAAUCCAGACGAGCCACUGCCUCCCGACUCCCCUGCCUGUGACACAGUGGGCGUGGGGGUCCCUGUCCGCAUGCCCACUCCUCAUCCUCCCCUGCCUCUGCAGGGACUCCUGGCCAGCUCGAGGGUCACAGCCUCCCGAAUGAGUAAAGGACAGA
Sciurus carolinensis (gray squirrel) is the source of this 1961-nucleotide messenger RNA. RefSeq names its product angiopoietin 4 (gene Angpt4). The record is from RefSeq and is a predicted model, not a curated record. Gene Ontology annotation, biological process: signal transduction. The transcript is spliced from 9 exons. The coding region runs from base 188 to 1687 and encodes 499 amino acids. Gene Ontology annotation, molecular function: receptor tyrosine kinase binding. Lineage: Eukaryota; Metazoa; Chordata; Mammalia; Rodentia; Sciuridae.